This is a messenger RNA of Nerophis lumbriciformis (worm pipefish), 1272 nucleotides long. The record is from RefSeq and is a predicted model, not a curated record. Lineage: Eukaryota; Metazoa; Chordata; Actinopteri; Syngnathiformes; Syngnathidae.
AUGAAGAGCCACCGGGAGGACAUCAUUUUUCAGGCUUUGUUGUUAAUCCACAUGCAGGGCCAAUCGGAUAGCAGCAGUAUAGUACCCGGCUACAAUGUGAGCGCCCCGGCCGGCUCGGCCGUCACGUUGCAAUGCAUGAGUGGCCGCAUGGUGUGGACCAGGGACAACCUGAGAGACAGACAGAGGGUGGUCCACUGGGACGUGUACCGGCCUCACGUGGACAACAGCAUGGAGAGAAUAUUGGACAUGUACUCUGCAGGAGAGCAGAGGAUAUAUAACUCCUACAACCUGAAACGAGUUGGCCUUAGUCAGAGAGCCUUCAAGGAUGGGAACUUCUCCCUGGUCAUCAAAGAUGUGACGAUGAACGACAAAGGUCUGUACUCUUGCAAUCUCCACCAUCUCUACUGUCACAUAUACGAGACGGUCCGAGUGCAACUGAACGUCACCAAAUCACGUCGUAAAGAGCAGCGCUUCUGGGACGGCCACAAAGCGGUGUUCGUGGUUCUGCUGGGCAGCACCGCGGUGCUGCCGUGUGUCAACAGGAGGAACGUGUGGACAGACUGGAGCAACGAGGAGGAGGAUCAGCAGGUGGUCCACUGGGACCGUCAAUCUCCUGGAAUCCACCACGAUCGCGCCGACCGCUUGGUGGACCUGUACGCCUCUGGAGAACAGCGUAGCUACGGACCCUUGUUCCUCAGAAGAAAGAUGAACAUCAGCAACCAGGCCUUUACGGAGGGAGACUUCUCACUCACCAUAUCUGACUUGCAGGCCACUGACCAGGGGAUGUACUCAUGUCACCUUCAUCAUCAUUACUGUGGUUUGCAUGAGAGGAGACAAUUCCAGGUCACCGUGGAACCGCCGGUGAUUCACGCUACCGUCCCAGCCAAAGCACUGCCCAGUGCAGACAAAGAUGUUAUUAAAGCAGAGUCGCCACGGGUUAUCAAUGUCGUGAUUCCCGAACAAAGACAUAACUUUCUCUUGCCUCUGGGAUUCGUCCUCACCGCCUUCCUCCUCCUGGCGUUUGUCGUUCUCAUCAUCAUCCUCAUCACACGCAGACGUAAAACAGAGUUGUAUUCAGUGGAAUCAACCAGGUCCAACAGAAGUCACAGCAGCUCGGAGGAGUUUGAGAUGGAGGUCACAGAGGCGGCGCUGCCCAUCAGGGAGCUGGAUGACAGACUUGACUACAAAAACAACCUGCUGAAAGAGGUCAACAUGAACACUUCCAGAAAAGUCAUUGAUCUGGAUGAAGAGAUGCAGAAGUGCCGCAAGUGA